This is a messenger RNA of Paramecium tetraurelia, 414 nucleotides long. RefSeq lists its product as uncharacterized. The record is from RefSeq and is a predicted model, not a curated record. NCBI's taxonomy places the organism in Eukaryota, Ciliophora, Oligohymenophorea, Peniculida, Parameciidae. The transcript has 2 exons.
AUGAAUUAGGAUUAAUCAGCUUUUGAUAAAGUCACCCUAUUUGCAGUUGUUUCCCUAUCAUUAGUAAGCUUUUUAUUCUACUAAUUCACAUCAAAACCAGAACUCUAUGGUGGGGAUGGGUGUGUUGCAUUAAGAGAAUGUGCAUAUUAUUUGGUUUGGCUAUACAUAGUAUAUGUCAUUUUAAUUUGCAUAUUGAUCUAAUGGAAACCCCAACCUGAUUCCAAGAUUAAGCUCUACAUAUAUGGAAUUUUGCUAAUUGGAUUUGUCAUUAGCAAUAUAUUUUUAAUUAUUGAAUAUUUUAAAAAUGAACCUUGCAAUUUAUUGAGAUAUGUCAUCUUUUGGUAUUUGAUUCUAAUGUCCAUCACAUUUGUUUUAUUUAUGAGUAUAGUUGGAGCAAUAAUUUAUAUGAUGUGA